CCCACCUCAGUUCUCAGUUUCUUCCUAGGAAGAAGAGAGAAAGGCCAGGAAGGUCCCCUGGCCUGUCUGCAAGUGUCAGAUUUCAAACUCAGCUUUAGCCACUCAGAGAGCAGUGCAAUGCUGGGGACCUGCCUCAGACUCCUGGUGGGUGCUCUGUGCAGUGUCUGCAGCCUGAGCUCUGUUAGAGCCUAUCCAGACACCUCCCCAUUGCUUGGCUCCCACUGGGGAAGCCUGGCCCACCUGUACACGGCUACAGCCAGGAACAGCUACCACCUACAGAUCCAUAAGGAUGGCCAUGUGGAUGGCACGCCCCAUCAGACCAUCUACAGUGCCCUGAUGAUUAGAUCAGAGGACCCCGGCUUCGUGGUCAUAACAGGAGCCAUGACUAGAAGGUUCCUUUGUAUGGAUCUCAGAGGCAACAUUUUCGGAUCGCAUCAAUUCAGCCCAGAGAACUGCAGGUUCCGCCAGUGGACGCUGGAGAACGGCUAUGACAUCUACCUGUCGCCACAGCACCACUACCUGGUGAGCCUGGGCCGCGCCAAGCGCAUCUUCCAGCCUGGCACCAACCCGCCGCCCUUCUCGCAGUUCCUGACGCGCAGGAACGAGGUCCCGCUGCUGAGCUUCUACACCGCGCGGCCGCGGCGCCACACGCGCAGCGCCGAGGACCCGCCCGAGCGCGACCCGCUGAACGUGCUUAAGCCGCGCCCACGGGCCACGCCCGUGCCGGUGUCCUGCUCACGGGAGCUGCCGAGCGCCGAGGAAGGCGGCCAGGUGGCCAGCGACCCGCUGGGCGUACUGCGCAGAGGCCGCGGGGACGCGCGCGGGGGCGCCGGAGGCGCAGAUCCCUGCCAUCCCUUUCCCAGGUUCAUCUAG
Molecule: messenger RNA, 873 nt
Organism: Acomys russatus (golden spiny mouse)
Lineage: Eukaryota; Metazoa; Chordata; Mammalia; Rodentia; Muridae
Gene: Fgf23
Product: fibroblast growth factor 23
Exons: 3
Coding region: 118-873 (251 amino acids)
Biological process (GO): fibroblast growth factor receptor signaling pathway; positive regulation of gene expression; cell differentiation
Cellular component (GO): cytoplasm
Molecular function (GO): type 1 fibroblast growth factor receptor binding; growth factor activity
Source: RefSeq, a predicted model, not a curated record